AUGGCAAACUCGGGCGAUACGAAAGAUGAGCUCGCAGCUCUCGGCGCCGGCAACCUCUUCGCCGUCAAUGGCAUGGUCGCCGCCAUCACCGGCGGAGGCUCGGGUAUCGGUCUCAUGAUGGCAAAAGCCCUCGCCGCCAACGGCGCCUCAAAGGUCUACAUCCUCGGCCGGCGCGAGGAAGUCCUGCAAUCAGCCGCGGCCUCCAUCGGCCCCAGCGCCGUGCCCCUCGUGUGCGACGUGACCUCCAAGCCCUCCCUCCUCUCGGCCGCCGCCGCGAUAGAGAAGGAGUCCGGCUUCCUCAACCUCCUCGUCUGCAACGCCGGCGUCGGCGGGCCCCAGGUGAAGGCGCCCCCGGCCGAGAUGACCGCCGCGGAGUGGGCCGAGCAGCACCUGGCACACGACGCGGCCGACUACACGCGCGUCUUCGACGUCAACGUCACGUCGGUGUGGUACACGACCAUGGCGUUCGUCAAGCUCCUGGACCUCGGGAACCAGAAGGGGAACCUGUUCCAGAGCUCGCAGGUGGUGUCGACGAGCUCCAUCGGGGCCUUCAACAAGAACGCGCCGGGCGGCUGGGCGUACGGGCAGUCCAAGGCGGCCGCGACGCUCCUCGUCAAGCAUCUGUCGGCGAAUCUGCCGAGGUGGAACAUCAGGGCCAACUGCAUCGCUCCCGGAUUGUUCCCAAGUGAGAUGUCGGCUCCCAUCGCGAAGCUCUACAGCAGCGACGGCAGCGUGCCCAAGGAGAUGGUGCCCAUGCAGAGGAUGGGGGAUACCCAGGACAUGGCCGGGGUGAUGCUGUAUCUUGCCUCGAGGGCCGGCGCGUACUGCAACGGAUCGGUCAUCACUGUUGACGGUGGUAGACUCGGAAACUUCCCCACGACUUGGAUGGCCUAG
Colletotrichum karsti is the source of this 894-nucleotide messenger RNA. RefSeq lists its product as uncharacterized. Gene Ontology annotation, molecular function: oxidoreductase activity. NCBI's taxonomy places the organism in Eukaryota, Fungi, Ascomycota, Sordariomycetes, Glomerellales, Glomerellaceae. The transcript has 3 exons. The record is from RefSeq and is a predicted model, not a curated record. The coding region runs from base 1 to 894 and encodes 297 amino acids.